Colossoma macropomum (tambaqui) is the source of this 2804-nucleotide messenger RNA. RefSeq names its product peroxisomal membrane protein 2 (gene pxmp2). Lineage: Eukaryota; Metazoa; Chordata; Actinopteri; Characiformes; Serrasalmidae. Gene Ontology annotation, cellular component: cytoplasm; membrane. Bases 86 to 670 code for a protein of 194 amino acids. The transcript has 5 exons. The record is from RefSeq and is a predicted model, not a curated record.
UCUCCGGUCGCCACCCACGGCACCCUUCUCUCCGAGCUCACUGCUGCUCACAUGUAGCUUAGUUUAUCUGGACACUGAGGUGACGAUGCCGGUCAGAAGUGUCCCCGUCCGAGAGCCGGCUUUCCCCGGCAGGUUACUGCAGCAGUAUCUGAUUUUAUUAAAGAAAUAUCCCAUUAUCACCAAGUCGGUCACCAGUGGUAUUCUCUCAGCGCUCGGGAACUUCCUCUCUCAGUAUUUAGAGUCGAAGAAAAAGCGUAAACAAGGCCGUCCAGCGAAGGAGGUGGACCUCUAUGGACCCAUCCGUUUUGCUGUGUAUGGGCUGGUCAUCACAGGUCCGGUCAGUCACUACUUCUACCACCUGCUGGAGGCGCUGUUCCCGGCCACGGAGCCCUACUGCAUGCUGAAGCGUCUGCUGCUGGAGCGCCUGAUUAUCGCCCCCGCCUUCCUCCUGUUGUUCUUUGUGGUGAUGAAUGCUCUGGAGGGUAAGACCGUCGUAGACCUCCAGGACAAAAUGAAAACGCGGUUCUGGUCUGCACUCAAGAUGAACUGGAAGGUCUGGACGCCGUUUCAGUUCAUCAACAUCAACUACGUUCCUGUGCAGUUUCGGGUGCUGUUUGCCAACAUGAUUACCUUGUUCUGGUAUGCCUACCUCGCAUCCGUCAGGAAAUGACAUCUAAGUAGGGUUUAGGGAGCAAACACUCUUGAACAAAGAUGGUUCUUCAAGGGUUCUUUAGUAAAAAGAAUGCUUCUACACAGAACCCUGAGUUCUAUGGUGAGAACCGUGGUUAUUUGCAUGGUGAAAUGGUUCUUCAGCUUGACUUUGUUGUAUGUGGUUCUAUAUACAACCCCGUUUCCCAAAAAGUUGGGACACUGUGCAAAAUGUAAAUAAAAACAGAAUGCAGUGAUGUGCAAAUCAUUUUUUUAUAAUCCUAUAUUUGAUUGAAAAUAGUAUAAAGACAACAUAUCAAAUGUUGAAAUUGAGAAAUGUUGUUUUUGAGAAAUAUAUGCCCAUUUUCAAUUUGAUGCCAACAACACGUUCCAAAAAAGUUGGGAUGGGGUCAUGUUAACUACUGUGAUUCAUCACUUCUUCUUUUAACAACACUUUGUAAGCGUUUGGGAACUGAGUAGACACUGCUGUAGUUUUGAAAGUGAAAUGUUUUCUAAUUCUUUUUUGAUACAGGAUUUCAGCUGCUCAUCAGUUUGGGGUCUCCUUACACAUAUUUUUAGCUUCGUAAUGCGCCAGAUGUUCUCAGUGGGUAGUUUAGCACCGGGACUCUUUUAAUACGGAGCAAUGCUGUUGUAAUUCAUGCAGAGUGUGGUUUGACAUUGUCUUGCUGAUAUAAGUAAGGCCUUAUCUGAAAAAUACGGCGUCUGGAUGGGAGCAUAUAUCAUUCAGUAUCAAUGGUGACUUCACAGAUGUCACUAAUGCACCCCCAUACAAUCAUAGACGCUGGCUUUUGAACUGUGCACUGAUAACAAGCCAGAUGAUUCUUUUCCUCUUUAGCUCAGAGGAAGUGGAAUUUCAAAUUUUGAUUAGUCAGACCCCAGAACACAUUUCCACGUCUGUCUUAAAUGAGCUCGGGCCCAGAGAAGGCGGCGGCGUUUCUGGAUCCUGUUUAUAAAUGGCUUCUUCUUUGAAUGGUAGAGUUUUAACUUGCAUUGGUGGAUGCAGUUAUGAACUGCACACACACAGUGGUUUUCUGAAGUGUUUCUGAGCCAAUGCAGUGAUUUCAACUACAGAAUCAAGUCUGUUUUUAAUACAGUGCCACCUGCGAGUCUCUGGGAUGUUCCCUUUAUACCCAAUCAUGUUACUGACCUGUUGCCAAUUAAUCUACUUAGUUGUGAGAUGUUGCACCUAGUAUUUUUUUAGCAUUACACAGCUUUACCAGUCUGUUGUUGCCCCGUCCCAAUUUUUUUUUCAAACGCGUUGCUGGCGUCAGAUUCAAUAUGGGUAUAAAUUUUUCAAAAAACAAUAAAAUGUAUCAGUUUCAACAUUUAAUGUAUUGUCUUUGUACUAUUUUCAAUUAAAUAUAGGGUUUAAGUGAUUUGCUCAUCAUUGCAUUCUGGUUUUAUUUACAUUUUGCACAGUGUCCCAACAUUUUGAAAAUGGUUCUUCUAUUGUCACAAGCUUGACAUUGUAACAGUAGAAAAAGCCGUUAUAGUGCUAUAUGGAACCAUUUUCAAAAAGGUUCUAUAUAGAACCAUUCACGAUUCUCCGUCAAUCUGAAGAACCAUUUCACCAUGCAAAGAACCAUGGUUCUCACCAGAGGACUCAUGGUUCUACAUAGGACCAUAACCUGUACUAAAGAACCCUUGAAGAACCCUCUUUUUUAAGAGUGUGGGCCAGUUCUAAUGAAGCCAGUUUGUGCCUUUGAUACUGUGCUAAGUCAGGUAUGGAUGAAUCACUGCCUUCUAAUAUAGAUUUUAUAUCAUCGUCUGUGGCAGAUUGCCGCAGAUAUUUGUGCUACACGAGAGUUUACUAGAUUAUUUGAAUUCAGAAAUGAUUUUCCUGCAAUUAUUUUUGUUAAAUGACUGUUGCACUGGGAGUAAUCAUUUUAGCUAAUGCUAAAGCUAAUGCUAACAUGCAUUAACUGGUUGUAGCAUUAAACAGGAUUAUGUUGUACGUCAUGUUUGCAGAUGGUACACUACUAAAAAAUGUCCCACUGUGUGAAUGUUUGAAUAAAAAUAAUUUAUUUGACUGAUUAAAGGAUGGUGCAUACCAACGGUUGUUGGAGCCAACAGCUGCCCAUCAGGAAAAAAAUGUGCAUUAAAAUGAAUUUUUCUAGUCUUCAUAGUGCAUGAAA